Molecule: messenger RNA, 825 nt
Organism: Papaver somniferum (opium poppy)
Lineage: Eukaryota; Viridiplantae; Streptophyta; Magnoliopsida; Ranunculales; Papaveraceae
Exons: 3
Coding region: 1-825 (274 amino acids)
Source: RefSeq, a predicted model, not a curated record
AUGUAUGAAGAGGCUCAUAUAGCUCAGACAGUUGGUCCUCGACUUCAAAAGAUUUAUACUACACUGUGGAAGCUGCCUACUUUACCAAGAAUUCAACAAUUCUUAUGGAAAGAGGUCUUUAAUCUUAUCCCUACUAAGGAAGCUCUGGGUUAUGUUGUGGUUGGUGACAAUAACUUAUGUCCUUUAUGUGAUCAACAUACAGAGUCUGUAGAGCACUUCUUCAUGUCUUGUGCAGUUUCCGGACUAGUUUGGUUUGCAGUAGCUGGAUGGUCGGAUAAUUCCCAACUAAGUCUCACAGACUGGAUAUGUAGCUGGUUCGACAGUCUCCAUAAUAGACAUAUUACUAUACAAGAAGUAGUCAAGAGAUCCACUAUUGUUUGGUGCAUAUGGACUGCCAGAUGUGAUAAAGUUUUUCAAAAUAAAAACUUUAACCCAGAGACUACUAUCCAGAGAUGUAAGAGUGUGAUAAAAGAACAUGCUCAAAGGAAACCUAUUAUUCCUAGGAAUGAUUUUAAUAAAGCGGGGGGCAUUGGACUAUCAUCCGUAAUUAUGCAUGUGAACAACAAGGAGCAAGGAUUGUGGGAGGCAGUGAAAUGGGCAAAGGAGCCGAAGAUGGAAAAGGUGCAGUUCGAGCUUGAUGCAAACCUGGUAGUGGAAGCAGUUAAUAAGGAUAAUAGCUCUAUUGACGGGAGAUUACUGAACUACAUCAAAGACAUUAAGUUAUUUGUUUUUCAGUUUUUAGUUCUUGGAAAUGUUACUACGUUCCUAGAGAGAGAAAUAAAAUUGCACACAUCAUAUCCAAGAAAACUAGGAAGGAUGAGAUAA